GUUAGGCAUGGAGUGGCUAUGCAUCCUGAAGGAUACUGCUUUUUUACCCUGUUAGCCUCAAUUGGCCUAAUUCCUUGUACUUCAAUCUUCUGGUGUUGUGCAAUAUUUGUGCUAUUGGUUCACCAUAUAUAUUAUAUAUGUCGACGAGCCAUCAUCGGUUUUGCAGGAUGGAACUCGAAGCACAUCGGCUGGAUACGAUCCAAGACUUCGUCCGCAAUUUCUCGUAAAUUUGAGUCUAUUGAGGAUAUACGUUACAUGGACACAACUCACCCUUCUCCAGGGCGAGUAAUCGAGAUGCUUAGCCAAGAUACAGUGAUGGAUAGAGCACUCGAAAUAUACGAGCAAGUUCAGGCCGGUCACGAGAUUCCGAGUUUUAUCGAACAAAGAAAAAUACGAGUUUUCACUGUCCGCGAGCCUGCUCCUCCGCCCGACCAACCUCUGCGCAGGCCCUUCCGGCGACCAACCCCAGCAGCGACACCACAAGCAGCCGCAACACCACUGCCGCAACUCCUCCUCACCGGUGAACCGAUGCCCUCCGCCACGAACAACAGCAGGUCCCGACGACCCUCCGCCGUCGCUGCCAGUAACCCACCGGCGAGCUAUCCACGUGUAAGGAUUCCGUCGAACCCUGCCAUCGUGAGCAGCAACCGUGCUGCCCUCCGAUGA
Molecule: messenger RNA, 666 nt
Organism: Striga asiatica
Lineage: Eukaryota; Viridiplantae; Streptophyta; Magnoliopsida; Lamiales; Orobanchaceae
Source: the annotation of a GenBank genome assembly